AUGAAAAGUGAAAAGCAAAAAAUUACGCAGGAUCUGAGUUAUAAACAAAACAAUAAAUAUUCGCCAUAUCCUGAACAAAACAACAACACGUGUCUUCCAUAUUCUAGACGAAACAGCAAUGCAUCUCCUCAAUAUCCUGAACAAUAUGGUUCUGAUUUAUCAGUUGGAUCAUAUAUUUUUGCGCCGCCUUUGGAAAACUUUGUGCGUAAUAUGAUGCCGAUUUUUGCUACUGAAUAUACUAUGGAGCCGGAAAGUUAUUAUGAGACAACUUCGAAUUCUAGCCCUCCACAAAAAAAAAUUUCUCAAAAUUCAACAUUGGAUUGUAACAUAGACUCUAGAUUUUUUUAG
This is a messenger RNA of Ambispora gerdemannii, 348 nucleotides long. NCBI's taxonomy places the organism in Eukaryota, Fungi, Glomeromycota, Glomeromycetes, Archaeosporales, Ambisporaceae. The record is from the annotation of a GenBank genome assembly.